Molecule: messenger RNA, 1350 nt
Organism: Pelobates fuscus (common spadefoot toad)
Lineage: Eukaryota; Metazoa; Chordata; Amphibia; Anura; Pelobatidae
Gene: HAUS1
Product: HAUS augmin like complex subunit 1
Exons: 9
Coding region: 20-919 (299 amino acids)
Biological process (GO): centrosome cycle; spindle assembly
Cellular component (GO): HAUS complex; cytosol
Source: RefSeq, a predicted model, not a curated record
UCACGUGACAGUUGAAGUUAUGGCGCGAGCCGGUGGUGUGCAAAGUGUAGGUCUGCGGACUGACGAGAAGAGCACUAAGAUCAUAAACUGGCUCAAGAAAAUGUAUGGUGACCGACCAGUUCCCCAUUAUGAGAUGAACACGAGGAAUGUGGAAAUCUUGUAUCAUUUAGCAGAGUGGAAUGUGAUGCGGGAUCGAGAUUUAACUCUGAUCAUACAGGACGCAAAGCAAAAAUCUGCAGAGGUCCAAGCUGAAGCAAAAUAUGUGCAAGAUAUACUGGCAGACGGCUUGGGCCCUUCCUUCAUGAACCUGUCUAGAAUGGGCAACAACUAUUUAAAUCAGUUAGUUGACAGUUGCGUGGCACUCGAGUUAAAGGACUCUUCAAUAACAAGUUUUAUUCCUGCUGUCAAUGAAUUGAGUGAUCAGCUAGUUUCUACAGAAUCUAAAAAUGAAGAACUGGAAAUAGAAUUGCGAAAUGUCCGGAAAAAGUUGACCAAUGCUUUGGUGCUGGAAAAAUCCUUGGAAGACGAUCUGAAGAAAGCAGAGGAGCAGUGUCAUUUUGAGAAGGCUAAAGUAGAGGUCCGAUCUCAAAACAUGAAGAAACUGAAAGACAAAUCUGAAGAAUAUAAAUACAAAAUUCAAGCUGGUAUGGAUCAGCUGUCAGCUGCCGGAAUGGAGGAUUCGUUAAGUCAUCGGUCUCUUGUGUCCCUUUCUGAGACACUGGCUGAACUUAAAGCACAGUCAACCGUGACGAACGAAAAGCUGAAAUCUUACCUGGACCUGACACCUAAUCCAUCACUUGUUAAAGUUAAGAUUGAAGAAGCAAAGCGGGAGCUUAAAGCCACUGAGGAAGAACUUACUGCAAAAGUGAACAUGAUGGAGUUUGUAUUGCCUGAACAAGGCAAGAGAAGACUAAAUUGAGAGCUCUUUGAACACCGUAAUGCCAAGUUCCUGCUUUUUAUGUGCAGCGAAGCAGAUCUGUUUUGAAGUCUAUCUAACUCUUCCGCAGUAGAGUUGAAUCAUCGAAUUGUCUUUUUUAGAAAUCUUGUACAGUCUAGUUACAUAUUUAUAUAUCCCCCCCACGGGCUGAAUGUACUACAGGUCUAAAACCAUAAUUAUAAAAAUGGUGUGCUUUUCAUCUACUUGAAUGUCUUGCUUUACUGGAAAAACAUCAAAAUCUAUGGACUGUUUUAUUACUUUCUAAGUUUUGCACCAAGUGUAAGAUAUGAUACAAUGGUUUAAUAUAAAAAUAAGUUUUGUAAGGUAUCCAGGUUCAUGCUAGGAAAUGUUUAUAAAUGAAAGCAGCAUGGUAUAUAUCUUAAAGGGACUCUAACAGCAUGUUUAGUGGACAU